AUGUAUCGAGGGAAGAAAAGACCACGACGAAUUGAUAAAGAAGCAAAUAAACUUUAUUUAUCAAAAUCAAUCUCCGAGCACGUCAAUAAUAGUACAACAUUGUCUUCGACAUUAGCAACAACAAGAAUGGUCGAUUUGCCAUCUGAAUCCGUUCAACAAAAAUCAUUAACUACAGCCGCUAAAGUUGGAUUAUUAAUUGAUCAAGACAGGGUAAAAUUUGCUCCACAAUCAGAAGUAUUUAAUGUUCACUCGUUCGAUGAUAAAAGUAUCUAUUGUAUUCACAUGAGAGAUCCGAAGCGUCUAUUUAAAUGUUCAUGCUCAAAUAUGCAACGAUCAUGUUCACAUAUUACAGCGGCGAAAGUAGCAUUAGGUGCGUAUGUAAAUGAAAAACCGACAAAAGUUAAUAUGGAACAAGAAAGAAAACGAAAGAAUAAAGAAGAUAAAAUUGGAGUAGAAGGGAAGAAAAGACCACGACGAACUGUAAAGAAGCAAAUAAAAUUUAUUUAUCAAAAUCAAUCUCCGAGCACGUCACAACAUUGUCUUCGACAUUAG
Didymodactylos carnosus is the source of this 552-nucleotide messenger RNA. NCBI's taxonomy places the organism in Eukaryota, Metazoa, Rotifera, Eurotatoria, Philodinida, Philodinidae. The record is from the annotation of a GenBank genome assembly.